GCAGGCCUCCGCGAGUCCUCAGGGGCCUCAACGGUUCCAUCCCGGUGGGUAACGGGGCCCAGGAAACCAUCAGAAGCAGGAAAUGCGUGGGCAUCAGCUGUCAUGGGCAGCGUGGCCGACUGCUUCCCGGGCUAAUUCUGCACUACUCGGCCCUCAGCCCGACCAGCGUCCCCCCCCCACUGAUCGACUCCGGUUUGCCCUACGAGUAUUGCGCACGCCGAAUAGGCCAAUCUGCCAUGGCUUGACGUUUGCCCGGCAGGAUGGGUCCUCCUUCUUCUCCUCCUUUCCCUCUUUUUUCUUUUUUUCCCUUUUCCCCCCUUCUCCCCUCUUCCUGGGUUGUCUUCGCGGUUUCUUUCCCCUCUUCGCUCCUCUCCUCUCCUCCCUCCACCCUCCUUCUCCUCCCCCUCGCUAGUCCUGUUCGUGAUGGACCGUGUCAUUCUGCAUCGUCCUCGGGCACAGAAUUAAGGGUCGAUUCGAUUGAUGGGUGCCUUGCAUCGAUCUCGGCAGUCGCAUUCAGCA
Messenger RNA from Aspergillus ibericus CBS 121593, 519 nucleotides. RefSeq lists its product as uncharacterized. The transcript has a single exon. Bases 83 to 412 code for a protein of 109 amino acids. Lineage: Eukaryota; Fungi; Ascomycota; Eurotiomycetes; Eurotiales; Aspergillaceae. The record is from RefSeq and is a predicted model, not a curated record.